Molecule: messenger RNA, 9170 nt
Organism: Esox lucius (northern pike)
Lineage: Eukaryota; Metazoa; Chordata; Actinopteri; Esociformes; Esocidae
Gene: bcr
Product: BCR activator of RhoGEF and GTPase
Exons: 23
Coding region: 801-4838 (1345 amino acids)
Biological process (GO): positive regulation of GTPase activity; intracellular signal transduction; protein phosphorylation
Cellular component (GO): membrane
Molecular function (GO): protein serine/threonine kinase activity; guanyl-nucleotide exchange factor activity; GTPase activator activity
Source: RefSeq, a predicted model, not a curated record
UGCAGCUCUCUGUCUCAGUGCGACUGCGAGGUUGAGAUGGAAGCACAACCAGGCACAAGCAAGAAACGAGGAAAAUCUGGAUUUAAACUAUACACUGAAAAUGAACGGCGUAAACAUGGGAUAACAAGGCAAAACAAAUUGUAAUUCAUCUUCGGUUCUAAAUAAGAGCAAAAGCAAAGCAAUUUGUCGUGGGUAAACUAUCGUUCUCGCUUUUCUUCUUUUAUACCAUUCUCCUUGGACGCUGCUGGUACAAAGGGCUGGAACAACUGGAGGCGAUAAUGGAACUGGGAUGUUGUCAUGUGAAUGAACGAGGGUCAUCGAUGAAAGGAAUAUACAGAAAAAUCUUAACUUGAAUAAGAAAAUAGAAAGCAAUAUGUUCGAGAGUGGUUACUUCAUCACACGGGAGUUAUAGAUCCAGAAGAUCAUCAGUUCAGGAGGACAGCUGUCAUUGUGUUGAGACUGAGAUUUUUUAAAAUCAUAUUCUGCAACUGGUCUUUCUGGAAUAAUGCAGAAAAGGCGACAUCGUCGUCGAAUUCUAUUGGUGUCGGACACAUUCGUUGGUUUGAGUAAUAAGCCUUCUAUUUCUAUUGUUGACAAAUUGUGACUCCGAAAUCUGCAGAGGAUGACAGCAGUUAAACGGACAGUUUUUUGAAUGUUAUUUUUUUCGUAUUGUAGGCUCUUUAGGUAUAUUCAUUUCAUAUUAUUUUUCCCUGUCGGAAACUGGAUGAUAAGCGAGCAAUAACGAGCCUGUAGGCUAUUGGUGACAUCACCUCAGUCAGAUUUUUUGCAGUCCAGUUAAUAUGGUGGAGCCAGUGGGAUUUAUUGAAGCGUGGAAAGCGCAGUUCCCUGAGUCAGACCCCCCAAAGAUGGAGCUACGGUCAGUGGGGGGCAUCGAGCAGGAGCUGGAGAAGUGCAAAGCCUCCAUCAGACGGCUGGAGAUGGAGGUGAACAAGGAACGCUUCCGCAUGAUCUACCUGCAGACACUGCUGGCCAAGGAGAGAAAGAGCUAUGACCGCCAGCGUUGGGGUUUCAGGAAGGCCCAGAUGAAUGAGGGAGGGGACCAGGCAGGGAUGGGUGCUGAGUCUCAGCAGCCACAUGUGCAGGAACAGGGGGAGCGAAGCCGGUUCCAGCCAGUGGGAGAAGCCCGGUCCAAACCUAAACCCCCUCCAGCCCGAAAGUCAGCUUCCCACGGUGACGGACUAGAACUCCAGUCUGCCUUUGAGUUACCCCAGCAGGCAGAGCACAGCGAGACAGACGGCCUCUCGCCCUCCAAACAGAAAGGGGGUAUAUCCCCUCGCCGCCCACAUCCACCCCCAAACAAGGAUCUGCCAACUGACCCCAAUGACAAGCUUGGCAUGGGAUUGGGGGUAGCGGCGCUGAGGUCCAACUUUGAGAGGAUCAAGCGGGCCAACUCUCACUCUGCCGGGGAUGGAGGGAAGAGCCAGGAGAAGCAGCAGCAACCCUUUUACACCAACAUGGAGUUCCACCAUGACAGGGGCCUAGUCAGGGUCAAUGACCGAGAAGUCUCUGACAAGAUCAGCACAAUGGGCAGUCAGGCCAUGCAGAUGGAGCGCAAACGGUCCCUGCACUCUCUGCCUGGCAACCUGGCCACUGUGGCGGGUGAGCUCCGCACCCGGCCCGUCUACAGGGGGCGCUCUACGGAGAGCACCUGUGGGUACGACGCUGAGUACGAGGACGGGGACCCCAACCCACGUCACCCCAGAGCCAACGGGGGCAAACAGCCCCCUCCACCGCCAUGGCAGCCGUCCGACUUCCAGCCCUACACUAGCGUCUACGUGGGUGGGGUGAUGAUGGGUGAGGGCGGGGGGGAUGGGAGAGGGGGCGUUACCAUGAGGGACCACGUAGGGGAUGAGCAUCACCUGACUUGGCCCCGCCGCUCCUACUCUCCCGGCAGCUUUGAGGACGUGGGGGGCGGAGGCGGCGGCUACACGCCAGACUGCAGCUCCAAUGAGAACCUGACUUCCAGCGAGGAGGACUUCUCGUCCGGCCAGUCCAGCCACGUGUCGCCCAGCCCCACGACGGCUUACCGCCGGCCCUUCAGGGAGAAGAGUCGCUCGCCCUCGCAGAACUCGCAGAACUCCCAGCACUCGUUUGACAGCAGCAGCCCCCCCACGCCGCAGUCUCAGAAGCGGCACCGCCAGCAGGGCAACGUGGUGAUGUCGGAAGCCACCAUCGUGAGUGUCCGCAAGACCGGACAGAUCUGGCCCCCGCUCGACCCGGACUCCAUGCCGGCCAGCAGAGCCUCCCAUGACAACAGUUUCCAUGGAGACCUGGACGGUCAGUUCACCGGGACCCCUCCCACUUACGGGUAUGAUGCAGACCGUGCGGAGGAGCAGAGACGCCACCAUGAGAUCCUACCAUACAUCGAUGACUCCCCCUCCUCCUCACCACACCUCAGUUCCAAGAGCCGCAGCAGCCGAGACACCCUCUCCUCUGGGUCCCUGGAGUCCUCUAAGUCGACAGAGUUGGACCUAGAAAAAGGCUUGGAGAUGAGGAAGUGGGUUCUGUCUGGAAUCCUGGCCAGCGAGGAGACCUACCUCAGCCACCUGGAGGCACUGCUGCUGCCCAUGAAGCCUCUAAAGGCAGCCGCCACGACUUCCCAGCCGGUGCUGACCAUCCCCCAGAUUGAGACCAUCUUCUUCAAAGUGCCUGAGCUCUACGAGAUCCACAAGGAGUUCUACGACCACCUGCUCCCGCGGGUACAGCAGUGGAGCCACCACCAGCGUGUGGGGGACCUCUUUCAGAAGCAGGCAAGCCAGCUGGGAGUAUACCGGGCCUUUGUGGACAACUACGAAGUCGCCGUGGAGACGGCAGAGAAGUGCUGCCAGGCCAACUCACAGUUUGCUGAAAUCUCUGAGAAUCUUAAGGUGAGGAGCAUCAAGGACUUGAAGGACCAGUCGGCCAAGAAUUCUUUGGAGACUCUCCUGUACAAACCAGUGGACAGAGUGACCCGUAGCACCUUGGUACUGCAUGACCUGCUGAAGCACACGCCAUCUAGCCACCCGGACCACCCACUGCUCCAGGAUGCACUGCGCAUCUCCCAGAACUUCCUGUCCAGCAUCAACGAGGAGACAACGCCCCGGCGCCAGUCCAUGACAGUGAAGAAGGGAGAAAACCGCCAAUUGCUGAAGGACAGCUUCAUGGUGGAACUGGUGGAGGGAGCCAGGAAACUCCGCCAUGUUUUCCUCUUCACCGACCUGCUCCUCUGUGCCAAACUCAAGAAACAGAUUGGAGGGAAGAGUCAGCAGUAUGAUUCCAAGUGGUACAUCACGCUGUCUGACCUGACCUUCCAGAACGCGGACGAAUCGGAGACUCUGCCUAUCCCCCAGGUGGCCGACGAGGAGCUGGACGCUAUGAAGGUCAAGAUCUCCCACAUCAAGAGUGAGAUCCAGAGAGAGAAGAGAGCUAAUAAGGGGUCGAAGGUGAUUGACAGGUUGAAGAAGAAGCUGUCGGAGCAGGAGUCUCUUCUGCUGCUCACCUCCCCCAGUAUGGCCCUCCGAGUACACAACCGAAACGGCAAGGGCUACAUGUUCCUGAUGUCAUCAGACUACGAGCGGGCUGAAUGGAAGGAGAUGAUCCGAGAACAGCAGAAGAAAUGCUUCAAGAGCUUCUCACUGACCUCCAUGGAGCUCCAGAUGUUGACCAACUCCUGUAUGAAGCUGCAGACCGUCCACCACAUCCCACUCACUGUCAACAAAGAAGGCCAAGAGGAUGAAUCCCCUGGCCUCCACGGAUUCCUGAAUGUUAUUGUCCAUUCUGCCUCUGGCCUCAAGCAGAGCUUAAAUCUGUACUGCACAUUGGAGGUGGACUCCUUUGGCUACUUUGCAAACAAAGCCAAGACGCGGGUCUACCGCUACACGACAGAGCCCAAAUGGAAUGAGGAGUUUGAAAUCGAUCUGGAAGGUUCUCAGACCCUGAGGCUGCUGUGCUAUGAGAAGAGUUACAACAAGUCCAAGCCCAACAAAGAGGAUGGAGACAGCACUGACCGCAUAAUCGGCAAAGGACAGAUCCCGCUGGACCCCCAGAUGCUCCAAGGCAAAGACUGGCAAAGAACGGUCAUCCCCAUGAACGGGAUUGAGGUGAAGCUGUCAAUGAAGUUUACCAGCCGAGAGUUUAGUCUGAAGAGGAUGCCGUCACGGAAACCAAUGGGCGUGUUUGGAAUCAAGAUUUCCACGGUGACUAAGCGGGAGCGGUCCAAGGUGCCCUACAUCGUUAGACAGUGUCUGGAGGAAAUUGAGCGAAGGGGGAUGGAGGAGGUGGGCAUCUACCGGGUUUCAGGGGUGGCGACAGAUAUCCAGGCCCUGAAGGCUGCCUUCGACACCAAUAACAGAGACGUGUCUGUGAUGAUGAGUGAAAUGGACGUGAAUGCCAUCGCAGGGACUCUAAAGCUGUACUUUAGAGAGCUGCCAGAACCCCUCUUCACUGAUGAGCUGUACCCCAACUUUGCAGGAGGCAUAGCUUUGUCGGAUAGCGUUGCCAAAGAGAGCUGCAUGUUGAAUCUACUGCUGUCGCUGCCAGAACCCAACCUGGUCACAUUCCUAUUCCUGCUGGAUCACUUGAAAAGGGUUGCUGACAAGGAGAGCAUAAACAAGAUGUCCCUCCACAACCUGGCCACGGUGUUUGGCCCCACCCUGCUGCGGCCAGCUGAGAAGGACAGCAAGAUACCAACCAACCCCACUCAGCCAAUCAGCAUGGGAGACAGCUGGUCCCUGGAGGUCAUGUCACAGGUCCAGGUGUUGCUCUACUUUCUCCAGCUGGAGACCAUCCCAACACCUGACAGUAAACGCCAGAGCAUCCUCUUCUCCACCGAAGUAUAAACUGGUUCCCAUCACAAGACAGUGACUUUACAGUACAGUAUGUCUAUUUGGGAAGGCUACUGAAAGUGAGAAUAGCCCAAACUGGACCGGAUGGCAGCAGAUUUCUUUCGGAAUGGUUCAUGCCAUAUCCUGAAGAGGGCGCCACCACCCCAUCUACAAACAAGAGGUGAACACCAAAUCCUCUGUUACACCACACAUAUCUGAUAAAGAUAAUGCAUUAUAUGGUCACACCCAAUAGCCAGUGUGACUCUUUGUGCCUCUCUGACAACAUAUCCUCUUCUUCUCAUUCUCGUCUGUGGUGUCAGAGCUUCACAGCUUGUGUACAGUGUUUGGAAUGAAUGCCACUACUGAACAUGCCUGCUGUUACCACAAAUGACAAACACACUUCAAUUGGAGUCUCAUUAGUAUGUUGAGAAAAGAGUGUUCUAGGUUUAGUUUGGUCUCCUUUGGCUCCUGAAACAGAGAAACAGCUAUUGUGCAACUUGCCACUUAUUCUGUGAUUCCUCACAGUUUUGGGCUUCUCCCCUUUAAGCUCUUGUUGGCCAUUUUUAGUUUGUCUGGAGGUUUUUAUAUUUGUACUGGCAAAGCAGCACUUCAAUGCUUUUAAUGGGUUUGUUUUUGGCUGUGUGCGAUGAGGAUCAUUUACACCAGGAGUCGGCAACAGCCGGUCUACAAGCCAAAAUGACCAGCAAAUCAUUUUUUAAAGGCAGUAAAUCAUCAGGAGUUAUUCUAACACCAGAUUUAAUGUAGAAAAUAUGUUCCUAAGUACUCCCAUAUAUAAAAACAUGCAUUAUGAGUUUGUUGGGCUUAUUUGUGGUCAAUUUGCAGUGAACUGAUAUUUUCUAUAAUUAUGUUCCAUUUCCCCGACAACCGUCCUCGGGUGGCUCCUGUUGCCUGGCCCUGGUGUACACAGUUUAUUUGUUUCUGUUGAUCUGUUUUUGUCUUUAAUGCAAGAGUCUGAAAAUCAUUUUGUUUAGCCAUCUCAAAAGCAGAGUUAUUUCUUCAUCCACUCCUGAUGAGAUUCAGCUUGUAUGUCUUACACCUGACAAAUUGGGACCACAAUUCCAAGAUGCUAUGUUCAAAAGGAAUUUUUUAAAAUCUGAUUUUCGAAAGGGAAUGUACCAAGCUAACAGGUUCCCCAGUCCGUUUGUGAGUCCAGAGAGCCCCAGGAUUGCAACACUAGGAUGAAGACGUGUUUACAAGGUAAACAAGCCUUGGUCGAAUACAGAGUGACUGCAACAAAGGCAUUAAUUUAUCAAAAUGUAUCAAAAAGAAACGACUGACUGAAACAGGUUUUCAUAACACUGCUACAGUUUAUUCCAUAAAGCCAUUCCCUAUGUUUGUGUUUAAGGUAGUCCUCAUUUAAAUCCAGGAAGCAAUAUAUUUUCUAACAUUAAAGUUUGUCUGCAUUAAUAGCUUUGGUCUGGAGAUGUCCUCAUCUUGGUAACAUAGGAGGUCUUGUCAAACGUAAUCUGAGAUACAUUUUGUACAUAAUCAUAAAGCUGCAAUUAUUUUAACAGUGUAAUAGUCAUUGUUAGGAUGUACGUUUGUUUGUCGGGGGAAACAAAUUAUCAUUUUUGUAUGUGUUUGUUUUGAUUUGAUUAUGAAAGUAGUAGGCCUAAAGACCUGGAGCUCUAAAGUGAUGGAAGAAAAUCCUGCCUAUGUUCCCGGGAUGUAAUCCUUUUGUGGUAAUAACUGCAGAUUUAUCCAGCCUAUUGUUAACUAUUUACCUAUUAUGACGUUAACACCCUGUUUUGAAUGCCGCUGUGGAAAUUCGCUAUGUUACUAAAGUAAACAAAUUCAUUCAAAUUUAAUUAUACACUACAACAACUUGUUGCCUAAAGCGGUUCUCUUGUAAAUGAAGACGUCUGUUUCAUUGUUGCCCUAAACAGUGGGCACUACAUUAUGUCCAAAGGGGACCGUUAAGUUGGUUUUAUGAAGGACUAUUUGUUAAUCUUCUUUUCAAGGAAAGGGUACCCAAAAAAUUUUAGGGUGUCUGGACAGCAGUCUUAAGCCAUUCCCUACAACCUUCCUGAAACCUUUUCUCCUCUCUGGUCUAUCAGUUGGCAAUCCACCAAAGGGCCCCAUAAAAGAAAAUGCUUUAGAAUAUUUUGUGGAGAAGGAAAAAAAGAGAAGAUUAUAUUUGUGUGAUUUAAUUUCCGUACCUUGAUUUAACAUGCAGGCAUGUUUGAUUAAAGUUAUUUUCUGUUUUGUGUUGUUAUAUACUUCUUGUUAUAUUGGGCCAAAGGAUGUUAAUGACCCACAAGUGAUCUGGUUCUGAUAAACCAAGCUUAAAAUAUGAUAUUUCAUGCUAGCUGGAUAAAUGUUAACAAGUAAUGUUUACUAACUCAGAGUCUGUACUACUGUCUGUGCUGCAGAGAUUUCGCUAAAGACUCCUACAUUUUGAAUUUAGCAGAGACAUUUCUGGUAAUUUUCACUAGUCAGUAGCUAGAUUCAAAUCUGGCAUGUGUGAUUGUGCAUGCGAGCAUUCAUGUGCACACAUGCGUAAGUGAAUGAAGGAAUUGGAUAAUUAUUUGCUGUAGAAAAAGAGGGAAUUAAGACAAAUUAACAUAUCAACUAACUCAGUUCCAGUUAAUAGCCAUAGUCAUCAUUUUCAUGAAGAAAAAAAACAUUUCCUAAUGUAUCCUUACGUGUCUCACAUGAAAAAAUUAACUGUACAUUGGAGGAAGCCAUUGGCUAUGAGAUAGAAAGGCAGUGUUCACCCUUCAUUUGGAUCUCUUUGAUCUAUAUGAUUAGUGUUCAAUGUGUACUGCUCUGCUUCAUUGUGCCUCCAAGCUAUAGCUUUUAUCUUUAGCACGUGGGUUUCAGUACGUCAGUGGAAUUGCUGUUACAAGACACAACUUUUUACUGUAGUCUCCCUUGCCUUUUGAGAAAACCAUUCUGUCUUUAUGGCACAUAUUUUGAGACACAUACAUGACCACAGAUUUUAUCUCAAUUCAUAGUACUGUCAGCCCAUGUGGGAGCUGAGAGGUCUGAAUAUUAUGGUACCAAGCUAAGUGAUUCAUUUUUGGAAUACACGAGACAGACCGACAACAGACACAUGCUUAGUAACCCUCACUCUGCCUGAACAAUGUCAACAAUAACAUUUCCAGCUUUUCUGUUCCAGUUCUGUGUGAAAUGAAGACUACUGUAUUUACAGAGUUGAAUACCCCUCUUCUGAAGGAAAUUAUAGUAGUAGUAGCUAAGUGAUGUCCUAACUUGUAGAAGGAUGACACUUUCAAAUUCACUGUCAUGUUAUUUGACUCAUAACUGCUUAGAUCAUAUUUCUCUAGGCUUUAUGGCAUAGAGUCUAAGCUAUGCCGUGUUUCCUACAUUUGCCAGAUGUCUGUUGUUUAUUUUCAAAGAACUGCCAAAUAGUCUGUAACCAUAUGUUGUCCUAACUGUAGCUACUGGAUGUAUCAACAUGUAAUUCAUUCCAAAUAGAACAUAAUUUGGAGGGGCUUGCACUUUUUGUUACUUUGUUUUUAUUCCAGACUGCCCACUGUGAUGCUUUAGGACAUUUUCUGUGGUUUGGAAAGAUGAAGGUUCUUUGGGGUUUCUAUAUGUUAGUCAUCUCUCCUACCUGGUCUUAUGGUUGUACAAUAGUAUGUACUGUAUGUAUCAUACAAGAGAUGGGGCAACAUUGGGUUCAUAGGGUUAUUUAUUGUGAUGUUCAUCAAAGUUUGGUCCAGACAUUUAGGAUGAAUCAUAUUAAUUAAACUGUUUGAAUAAUUCAACUUCGACUGAAGGAGAACUAUAUUGAUUGUCAGAUUGAUACAAAUAUUUUUUUCAUAGGGCUAGUCGCUUAACAUCUUUAAUGAAAAAGUAAUAUAUGUCAACAUAGAAUAAAUUGUUAUUCAAAAUGUGUAUUAUGAUUUAAAGUCUAAAAUAUGGAAUAUAUUACUCUAUGUAUGACUUUAGCAUUUCAGUGUAUGCAUACUGUAUGUGGAAAUAGUACUCUAAGUUCUUAUGAGGUGACAUGAGCCCGGCAAUAGUUUAUAGUAAUUCAUCCAUUUAGUGUAUUUUAAAUGACCCAAUACCAUAUUUUGACAUGUAUUACUCUUUCUUCUUGGUAAUAUGUUAGCUUUAUUACAUGUUUUGUGUUAACUGUAUGAAGCUAAAAUAGGACUUGCUGGCCAUCCACUGAAUAUAUUGACCGUUUACUCUUUUUAACUUUGAUUUCAAUUAAUUUUCUUCCAGCAAACAUACAGUAAGUACAUGGUCUGUUUUGGAGCUGUAAAAAGGGAUACUGUAUUCUGAGGACAAUACAUGUUUGGAAGGCAUUUGCAGCCUCUGUUUGUACACAAAAUGUUAAAUAAAAUCUCAUGUAUC